Pantherophis guttatus is the source of this 1303-nucleotide messenger RNA. It is a transcript of the gene NGF, whose product is annotated as nerve growth factor. Gene Ontology annotation, cellular component: axon; dendrite; synaptic vesicle. Gene Ontology annotation, molecular function: growth factor activity; nerve growth factor receptor binding. Lineage: Eukaryota; Metazoa; Chordata; Lepidosauria; Squamata; Colubridae. Gene Ontology annotation, biological process: cell surface receptor protein tyrosine kinase signaling pathway; neuron projection morphogenesis; nerve growth factor signaling pathway. The record is from RefSeq and is a predicted model, not a curated record.
GCUCACAUUUCCACUAAUCCUCCUCAGGAGACGGGAUUUGAGCGCGUGCCUCCGGAGCGAAGCAAAGGAAGCCCCGCCGAGCAGCGGGAAGAGCCUGCUCGGGCGGCCUCGGUCCGCGACCAAAGCUUUCCUCGAGGAGUCAGACAGGCUCCCCGUUCGGCGCCCGGGCGACUCCGCGCAGCUCUCCCCGGACGCGCGUUUUAUGGCGCUAGGACCCAGGCAGAGCGGAGCGACUUCCGAAUGAGGCUGCGGCGGCCGUGUGAAAGUGAAUGGCUGGGGUGCGUCGGGAAAGCGGCCACGGAGCAAGGCGCGUUAGGAUCCCCGGCGGGCUGGGCAACGGCGCGUCCAGCGGCAGCAGCAGCCCCUAGGGGGUCUCUCACCACCUGCCCGCGGCCGCAGCGCUGAGGUGCAUAGCGUAAUGUCCAUGCUGUGCUACACUCUGAUUAUAGCAUUUCUGAUUGGCAUAUGGGCAGCACCAAAAUCUGAAGAUAAUGUCCCUCUGGGCUCCCCUGCAACAUCUGACCUUUCUGAUACCAGCUGUGUUAAAACUCACGAGGGUCUGAAAACAUCUCAAAACACAGAUCAGCGCCAUCCUGCUCCUAAGAAGGCAGAGGAUCAAGAAAUUGGAUCAGCAGCAAACAUCAUUGUGGAUCCCAAGCUUUUUCAGAAGAGGCGGUUCCAGUCACCUCGUGUUCUGUUCAGCACUCAGCCCCCACCAUUGUCAAGAGAUGAGAAAAGUGUGGAGUUCCUGGACAAUGCAGACUCUCUUAAUAGGAAUAUCCGGAGCAAACGUGAAGCUCAUCCUGUGCAUAACCGAGGGGAAUAUUCUGUGUGUGACAGUAUCAGUGUCUGGGUUGCCAACAAAACCACAGCAACGGACAUCAAAGGCAAACCGGUGACUGUGAUGGUGGAUGUAAAUCUUAAUGGUAAUGUCUACAAGCAGUACUUUUUUGAGACCAAGUGCAGAAAUCCAAAACCAGUUCCAAGUGGGUGCAGGGGCAUUGAUUCCAGGCACUGGAAUUCUUAUUGUACCACAACACACACAUUUGUCAAAGCAUUAACCAUGGAAAGCAAUCGGGCAUCCUGGCGCUUCAUUCGGAUUGACACUGCCUGUGUGUGUGUAAUCAGUAGAAAAACUGAGAACUUCUGAUUGACCAUUGAUUGCUCCAAUACUCACUUUCUCCCCACCCCCUACCUCAGCCUGUAAAUUAUUUUAAAUUAUGAGGGCUCUAUGAUAUAUUUAUAGUUUAUACAAUGAAAUCAAUGAAUCAUCAUAAUUUAUUAAAUCCUUUUGAAAACUGAA